AUGAUUAUAUCAAGCAUCUUAAGAAAACGGGCAAAUUUACCCUUCAAAUGUGAUUCUUUCUUUCAGUUUGUUCAUGAUUCGUAUCCAGAUUAUAAAUUUGAAUUAUUGCAAGAUACUGAUCAAUUUUAUGAUAAGGGGGUGGUGAAAAAGGCAAAUUUCUUUAAAGAUCGUACCAGAGACUUAUUGAAAGAACGUAAAAAAAAUGAAGAAAUUCAAAUCAUUACUAAAAAUGAUAACAUAACGAUUAAUAAUGAUUUCUUAGCUAGAUGUCAACAAACUAAAAUUGCCGGCCAGAAAAUGGCUGAUACAAUCACUUUAAUGCGGAUCUAUGGGCAAUGUUUUAUCAAAAAUCAUCCAAAUAAUUUGAAUAAUGAUAUUCUAAAGUUUGGUAAUAAUCAAAAAUGGUUUGAUCAAUAUACUAAGACAUUGUUUUAUUACUUGAGUGAUAAAUUACCAACAUUUGAAAAUCAAAAGUAUAACCUCGACUUAUAUGGAGAUCAACUCCCUCUAUUCAAUGAAAAUAACCUAUUCGAAGGUGAAACAGUCUCUUAUCGUGAAAAUCAGCAUAACCUACUUCAAUUCUUGAAAGAAAACUCAAGUGGUAAAGGUAUCGCAAUAUCCGCCUCUACAAGAUUUACUAAAGACAUUAUUAAACUAAUCAGAGUGCUCCGGGCUUUGAAUAAUAAAUUACCAAUCCAGAUUAUCUAUAGAGGUGACUUGAAUCAACGUAGUAAAGAAUAUAUGAAAGCCGCUGCCCAAGCUGAUAUAGAGCAAUUGCUAGGUUUGGAAAUGUCCCCUGACGUUAAUUUAGUCUUACCUGAACUAAAUUUGAUUAAAACUGCUGAAAAAUUGGGCUCUACUUUCCCAAAACAAGAUAUUUGGUUUAUUAAUUUAUCUCCAACAAUUUCAAGAAGCCAUAAAUUCUAUUUUAGUGGUUAUACAAAUAAAGUUUUGGCUCUUUUAUUCACCACUUUUAAGGAUGUCUUGUUAUUGGAUGCUGAUGCUGUCCCCUUGGUUAAUCCAGAUGAUUUCUUCCAACUAGAAGAAUACAUGAAAAGCUCAGCUCUUUUCUUCAAAGACCGUACCUUAAGGGAUACUAAUGAUUUCAUCGAAACAAAUUUCUUCACUAAAUUAAUGCCGCUUGGGCAUGGUAACCCUUUGCAAAACCUCGAUCAAAUUUUUGGUAUAAAACAAAUUACUGAAAAAACUUUAAAUAAUCCUUAUAUGCGAGGUUGGAGACAUUUUCAAGAAGCUGGUAUUGUGGCAAUUAAUAAAGUCGAACAUUUUAUGGGUAUCUUGAUGACUUUACCUUUGAUCGUAUGGACUGAUCCAGUUAAAUCUUCAAUUUGGGGUGAUAAAGAAAUGUAUUGGUUGGGCUUAUCUAUGGCCGGUGACGAAAAUUAUGAAUUCAACAAAUAUCAUGCUGCAAGUGUUGGAGAAGCAACAAUUUCCAACGAUAAUAAAUAUUAUCCUGACUCUAAAACAAAUGAAGUAUGCUCAAGUCACCCAGGGCAUGUAAGCUCAAAGGGUGACUUAUUAUGGAUCAACUCGGGGUUCAGCUUUUGCAAAAAAAAUGGUUAUUUUAAAGAUCGUUUGCAUUUCCCCUUUUCUACCUUUGUAAAUAAUGAUUUACAAGCUAUUUACCAAAAUCCUUUACGUAUAAGGAAUGCUUUAAUACCACCCGCAACACCUCCUAUAAGAGGUUUGGGAAGUCCUCCUGAUGAUACAAAAGAAAGAGAGUUUAUAAACAGUUGGAAAAAAAGGAAAGAAGAUAUUGAUCAAAUAAAAGUGGCAGAAGAUGAUUCAAGACAAUUAAAACAGAUGAAUCCUCAAAAGGGUUGGGUUAAAAGUCCUAUUUGUAGCAAUUAUUACUAUUGUGCUUACGAUGAAGUUGAUCAAUAUGUACUACCAGAAGGCUAUGAGUUAGAAAGAUCCGUAAUUGAACAUGAAGGAAAGCUUUUCAGCUUUUCAGAUGAUCUCAAAGAAAAGUAUGAUUUUUUAGGUAAAAUUUGGGUCACUGGUAAUAGUAGGAAAGAGAAGGAAGAUGCUAGGAAAAAGGAAGAAGCUAAAAAGAACGAAGAAGCCAUGAAAAAAGAACAACAAGAAACUAAAUCAAAGCAAAUUGAAGGAUCUCAAAAUAUUGCACAAGAGACGAGUAUACCAAACGCAGAGGAAUCCAAAUCACCGAUAGAUAAAAUAUCUAACUUCAAAGUUAAUGAAGGUGACGAAACUAGCGAUACUUUUGACGAUCAUUUACAAAACGUUCCCGGUAAGUCUACUCUUCAACAUAUUGAUGUAAAUCUUCUACUAGAUAAUGCUGGCUUAGGGGAUACAGAUAUAGUAGAAGAAUUAAAAGAAAAUAGAAAACAAAACGGUUAAGUAUAAGUAUAUAUUACUUCUAUGAAAUAAUUUGUAUAUAUAAAGAAUAUUACGC
Messenger RNA from Hyphopichia burtonii NRRL Y-1933, 2434 nucleotides. It is a transcript of the gene MNN15, whose product is annotated as putative alpha-1,3-mannosyltransferase. The record is from RefSeq and is a predicted model, not a curated record. The transcript is spliced from 3 exons. Lineage: Eukaryota; Fungi; Ascomycota; Pichiomycetes; Serinales; Debaryomycetaceae. Gene Ontology annotation, biological process: protein O-linked glycosylation. Gene Ontology annotation, cellular component: Golgi apparatus. The coding region runs from base 1 to 2379 and encodes 792 amino acids. Gene Ontology annotation, molecular function: alpha-1,3-mannosyltransferase activity.